AUGACUCCCCAGGAGAAGCUGGAAUGCCCCAUGCUACGCUGCCGCAAACGAUUUGCCAACCAUGAACUCAUGCUCCAGCAUCUCUACUCAUGCAGUUGGCUCUCCGCGAGUGAGUAUUGGUGCUACGAGUGUGGAAAAUCCGAACGCUUCAACGAUUCCAAGUGCAAGCGGUGCCUGGGCCAUCCUUCAAGAAGGAAAAAGAUACUGUCCAUGGCCAAAAGCUUCUUCAAUUCCCUAGGCCACAAAGCCAAGAACUCAACCCCUCUACAGGACCUCGAUCUUGACUUCGACCUCAGUGACUCCGAGGCACCACCCAGCUAUGAUCUGGUUGUUGCCCCUCACGAGCUUGAAUUGCAAUCGAACGAGAUCCACGAGAUCGGCUCUAGUGGUAUAGCCUUGCAUUCUAUCCUGGAGCGCGAGAAUGAAAACGAGGCAGAAACCAAUCCGGCCCCCAUCUCCAUCUCCAUGGAUAUGGAUAUGGAUAUGGAUAUGGCUGUGCCCAUACCCAUGCCUACACCCUUCAUGUCAUCGCUGCCUACCAAUAACCAAAAUCUGCCUGCUCGCCCCGCAGAGCUCGAAUCAGGCGCAGCCCUCAGCGAACCCCUCGAUUCCAUGUUGCCGCCAGGCACUGUUGCUCCUGUGAAUCUCGUCGACCCAGGCUGUAAUACAACUUCAGAGCGUCCUGCCCUUCAGCUUUAUACAACAGGUCUAGAAGAGUACCGAAGAGAGCAGAAGAGGCGGAGUACCGGCCAAGUGGCCCCCAGCACCUCAGUUCGCUCUACAGCCAGCACAAACUCCACCUCGAGCACAAACACCACAGAUACUACCUUUAGCAGAGAAAGCUAUAACAUCUCCCCCAUCUCAACGUUCUCAGACCAGUGGGCAAGUGUACCAGUCUUUGACUCCAGCUUCACAUCACCUGGUAACGACUUCGGAAGCCCAGGAGGCCUCCUCAGGACAAACUCGUUCGCCAUAUCCCACAAGGCACCCGCAGCCAAGGGUUGGGACUCGUUCGACAACGAAGCAGGCUUGCCCUAUGACUCCCACCCGGCUGAGCUCCCCACAGACCUCCCAAUGCUUGGUGCCUUGCCUGCCGACGACUCCCUCCGGGACUCCCUUGUCCUUAACCAGCCCAUCUUCACCUUGAACGACUCUCCCCUCCCUGCCGACUUUGAUCUCGAUUCCAAUCUGGCCCUCACAAACAAUAAUGCCACAAUGCCGCAAUCCACGUCUUCCGCUUUACCGCAACCGAUGGUUGGCUCCUAUCACAACCCUCGGACCGUGAUCGGUACAGCAUGGAGUACUCUCCAGAUGCAUGUUGCUGACUCCAUGAACAAGCUUCACCAAAUGAACAAGAACCACCUUGUCUCACAACUUAGGGCACUCUCGACUCAAACCAUCUCUGAAAAUGGCCUCCAAACUCUUGUUGAUCUCGUUGAGGGUCGUCAUCCAACUAUUCCCAUCAAAGUCCUUUGCUUCGUACACUUUGCCUACUGUUUCUCCCUUAUCAUUCAUGAACGAGAUGCUGCCAACCGGUCAGCGGAUCUCUUUGGACAAGCAAUGUCAUACAGCACACUGUUCUCAAGACAAGAACGCCAGCUGUAUAUACAAAUUGUCGACACUCUCUGGAAACCCGCCGCCAUGACCAAGGCCGACGUUGUCAGCCUUGUGCGAGCCAAGACAUCAUCGUCCAUGUCUCGGACAUCAAGCUUGAAGGGGAAGGAACAGGAAUCUUCAGAUCUGUCCAAGUCCGACACCGACUCACUGGCAUUCCUUUCCAAGUACUUCCUUGAUCAACUGGAGUAUGCUGUCAUCAAUGUGGUGGAAGAUGGGGAGAUUCAGUCGUCCAAUCUAUACAUGGAGCAUCUUCAUGCCCCAUCAAUGGAAACACAUGGAGACUCAUCACAGGCGAUCGCUAUAAAUACUAUGCUUAAGCACAACUUCCAACACUACGUUCGUUAUCCAUCCUUUGCAGCUAGCCUAGAUGGCCUCGUCCAUCGUGUCAACUCUGGCUACAUGUCAUUCCGGCGCUUAGAACUUGAGCUUAUGGAGUCCGGAAAAUUGUGCCUGCCUCCAGAUGUCUACUUUGACAGCUAUGUUAGCCAUGUCAGAGACCAGAUGGAUUCUUUAUGCUACGCGAAUGUGCUGGGCGGUAACCCUCGGCCUACCUACUACCGCCACAGCGUGGAGCUUAUCAAUAUGAUAAUCGGUGCAACGCUACGACUGCCAAGUGUUCAGUCCGUACAAGGCACCGGAGCUCCAGUGAACUCAGUGCACAAUGAGCUUGACGAACUCGAUGAAUUCUUCAACGCAAUGACGCCGAACCCUUUCAACUUCGGCCAGCCGGAUCCGUUCGACGCUGGGCAGCCUGUGAACGUCACAGGACUGCCAGCUACCAUAGAUCCUUACAUCUUGAACCCUCCACCACUUCCUACGCCUGCAGAUACCAGUUCAGUACGGGAGCCUUCAACGGCAGCGAGCUCACCACCCUCAUCUGCUCCAGCAACAUCUUUGUCCUCAGCAGCGAAAAUCAAGUCGAACAGUAGCUGCAAGUUAUGUGGAUACACGCCCGAGGGCGACCCUCGAUGGUUCAACGGCAGCAUGGCUAAGCACAUAAAACUACAGCACUCGCAAAAUCCUCCAGCCAUCUACCGUUGUGAAUACCCUGGAUGCACAAGCCAGUAUAAGAACAGGCCAGAUAAUCUACGGCAGCACAUGAUCGAGAAGGGCCAUUUCCUUGAAGGUCAAGAUAUCAAAUUGCGAUCUAGUAAGCGAAGAAAGAUUGAGUGA
Messenger RNA from Fusarium sp. VM40, 2790 nucleotides. The record is from the annotation of a GenBank genome assembly. NCBI's taxonomy places the organism in Eukaryota, Fungi, Ascomycota, Sordariomycetes, Hypocreales, Nectriaceae.